Actinia tenebrosa (Australian red waratah sea anemone) is the source of this 980-nucleotide messenger RNA. RefSeq lists its product as uncharacterized. Lineage: Eukaryota; Metazoa; Cnidaria; Anthozoa; Actiniaria; Actiniidae. The record is from RefSeq and is a predicted model, not a curated record.
AGCGUUUUCUAAGAGUCUUUGCAGCAUCGAGAGAACAAAUACAAGGAGUAUCUUUGAACGCUGACGCUCAAUUCUUGACAAAGAUGGGACGCAGUCAUUUGAAGCAUCACCUCAGGACAGUCCUAUUUGCUUUGCUGUGCCCAUUACUUUUCGUGGCUUCGCAGUCCUGUGGUUCUUCCUACUCCCAAAGCAACUUCAAACUCGUCGGGCACACCAUCAGGACCUUGUCAUCCUCAUCAUCUGAUGAAUGCAUGUCCGAAUGUGCUGCACAACCCAACUGCAACAGCAUCAACUUCGAAGAAACCAGCAAAAAAUGUGAGCUGAACAAAGCCAAUCAUCUCUCAAAUCCCGAAGGUCUUACACCGUCAUUUGGAAGUGCACAUGUGUGGCAGUACAUUAAUUAUCGCAUGCGAUCACCAGCCUUUUGUAGCGACAAGCUGUGCGGUGGUAGGAAACUGUGUUUGCUGAAAAACGAUGGAGAAAACUAUGAGUGUUCGGAAUGUGAAGAUGCGCUGGGUAUGGAAGACGGUAGGAUUCCUGAUUCUGCAAUCACAGCUUCAAAAAAUGAUUCCUCUUCUUUCAACGGCAAAUUUGGCCGACUGAGAUCAAGAAACUGGUUGAUCGAGAAUGGAGGAUAUUAUUUCUAUAUUGACCUUGGUAAAACAAUGAUUGUCACGAAGAUUGCUACUCAGGGAUGCGACUGGGGUUCGAAACGGGGUUAUGUUAAAAAGUACAGACUUGGAUACAGCACUGAUAACACGACAUGGGUUGAAUACACUAACAAUGGCACUGACGUUUUAGUUGCCAACACUGACGAAUCCACAGUGGUCACCAACUCGUUACAGCCAAAUGUCAAAGCUCGUUUUCUUCGAAUGUCGUCUGCCUAUUCGGUUGAAGGGGAUUUUAUAAGAGUAGAGCUGUAUGGAUGCCCCAAUAAAAUAUGAAACUGCAAUAGGACACUUGCAAGAAGAAGAAGAAGA